AUGGCCAGGAAAAUCUCUAACGCGCCCUCAGACUCGUCCCUUUCACCUCCUCCUGACAACCUCAUGUCAGCCACCGAAACCGCUACCGUCGCCCAACCAGUAGCGAACGGCAAGAAGCGGAAGGCCGAGACAACACCCCGUACAAGGAGGACCAGAGCACAACAAGUCGACGUCGAAGAUGUUGUUGAUGCCGUCGAUGAGUCGCCUCGACCCAAGCGUCGCGCUGCCAAGAAGAUAAAGGUCACAGAAGAGGUGGAAGAUGAAGUCAUGGCCCAAGAGAGCGGUGAUGGCGAGGGCAAGUCUAAGAAAGCCGUUUCAAGACGUAACAAGAAGACCGCUACUACGAAGAAGGCCGUGGCGGAGGACAGUUCGGUUGAAGCCGAAGUCGAUGCAGAGAUAGAGGUUGACGCAGAUGGAGAUGACAAGAUCGCGACCAAGACCUCUGUCAAGAAGACCACACGAGGCAAGAAGAGCAAGGCCAAGAUCGAAGACAGCGACCAUGAAGACAAGCCCAAGCCUAAGCCUAAGCCUAAGGCAAAGGGCAAGGGCAGUACUGCAAAGAUCCUACCACCACUUGCAGAUCGCACCAAAGACUCAAAGCAUCUGAUUGGCGCCCAUGUCAGCUCCGCCGGAGGCGUACACAACUCCAUCAUCAACCUUGUAUAUAUCGGCGCCAAUGCUUUCGCUCUAUUCCUGAAGAACCAGCGUAAAUGGGAGACCAUUGAGAUGGAUCCAGAACAUGCUGCACUUUUCAUUCAGGGCUGCAAGGACCAUGGUAUCAACGCUGCGGAGUGCUGUCUACCCCACGGUUCCUACCUGGUCAACCUUGCUCACCCUGAUCCCGCUCGCAAGAAGCAGGCCUACGACUCCUUCUUCAACGACUUGACGCGCUGCCAUGCGCUUGGCAUCCGGUACUACAAUUUCCAUCCUGGAAAUGCCAAUGCCACCACUCGCGAGGAAGGCAUUCGCAUCAUUGCCGAGAACCUCAACCGAGCACAUGCAGAUCCGGCGACUGGUAGCGUUGUCACUGUACUUGAGACAAUGGCAACUCUCGGCAACACCAUCGGAGGAACAUUCGCUGACAUUGCCGCCAUCAUCAACCUCAUCAAGGACAAGAGCCGUGUCGGUGUUUGCCUAGACACCUGCCACGUCUUCGCUGCCGGCUACGAUCUCCGUUCCCCUGAAGCCUACGCCACAACCAUGGACAAGUUUGACCAGGAGAUUGGCCUAGAAUACCUCAAAGCCUUCCACGUCAACGACAGCAAAGCCCCUCUAUCCAGCUUCCGCGACCUCCACGCCCGCAUCGGUACCGGAUACCUCGGCCUCCAAGCCUUCCACAACCUCAUGAACGACGAGCGCUUCCACGGUCUCCCCAUGGUUCUCGAGACCCCCGUCGACAGCGUUGACGCCAACGGCAAGAAGGUCGAAGACAAGGGUGUCUGGGCGCGCGAGAUCAAGUUGCUCGAGAGCCUGGUCGGCAUGGACAACACCUCUGAUGAGUUCAAGCAGUUGGAAGCAAAGCUUCUAGCCGAAGGCACCGCUGAACGCGAACGCGUCGGCGAUCAAGUUCAGCGCAAGGCCAUCAAGGACGCGAAGCCUAAGAAGAAGCGCGCUACCAAGAAGAAGGUGGAGAGUGAGGAUGAGGACGAGGAGGAUGUGGAGGAAUGA
Alternaria ethzedia is the source of this 1668-nucleotide messenger RNA. RefSeq lists its product as uncharacterized. The transcript has 3 exons. Lineage: Eukaryota; Fungi; Ascomycota; Dothideomycetes; Pleosporales; Pleosporaceae. The coding region runs from base 1 to 1668 and encodes 555 amino acids. Gene Ontology annotation, cellular component: mitochondrion; nucleus. Gene Ontology annotation, biological process: base-excision repair. The record is from RefSeq and is a predicted model, not a curated record. Gene Ontology annotation, molecular function: phosphoric diester hydrolase activity; DNA binding; zinc ion binding.